CGUCACAGCUGAACGACACUUUGGUUGACUUUUAUGAAUAAUUCUUUCUCAAUGUCUUCUUCUGCCAUCCUAGCAGGUCGUAAACUCUCUUGUGGCUGACAGAGGCCAAUAUGACAAUUUGGUUGGCGGACAACAGGUUUGGUCCGCAUAUACCGUGGAGUGCAAUCAUCAAGGAAACUUAUCCGACGUUAGACUGGUAGAAGUCUAGCGAACCGGAAAGGAAAGUAUGAAGGGAAUUGCCUCAGGAUGAGAGCCGCCGAUAUUUCGAAUAGAGACUGUUCUUCUGUGUGAGUAUGGAAGCAGCGCAAGCGUAGAAGACGACGACUCGAGAAGACGAGCGCGUGAUAGAACCAAGCGCAAUGCAAGCCACGCCAUCUUGGCGAAUGUAAGUCGUAGAAUAAAGAGCCGUUUCCUUCGACGCCUGUUGUUCCCCCAGCCGUAGCCUUACAUCUGGCGCAGUCGACAAUGGACUCCCUCGACCAGACAGCAUGCCGUCAUGCAGACCUACAGCAUGCCGUUAUUCAACUGGACCGACGCAACGCCCAGUGAGUUACAUGCCUUGACAAUCGACUUUCUCAGAGCUGAGCUUGACCGCCGUGGAUUGGAAACUACUGGCCUAAACGAUGAAAUAGUGCAGCGCCUUCAUGAAGCUAUUUUAUCUGAAAGAACACAGCUUGCCGACAGUACAGAAACGCCGUCGUUGCCCGCCGGCACGUCACAGGCGCCUUCGGAUACUACCGCGUUGCUGGCAGCUUGCAUCCAGCAGAAUGCCCAACUUAUACAAAUGUUACAAGCUUCCCGACCGCAGCAACCACUGCAGGUAGCAACACUGCCAGACUUAUCAGCCUCUGUCCCUACCUUCGAAGAUUGCAAACACACGUCUCCUAAGCGGUGGAUUGAGGAAAUGGAAAAGACGCAACAAUUAGCGGCAUGGCAGGAUUCAACGGCGCGAGCAAUCGCAAUUAGUAAACUUCGUGGAACAGCAAAAGAUUGGCAUUUCUCGACGGGACAAAACUUCGACACGUGGACCCAAUGGAAAGCCGCCUUUCUUAAAGCUCAGCUACGCCGAUUUUCGACUGUUACAGAACAGAACGGUACUCAUACGACGUGUUCAUUAGGGAACACUGAUUAUGUGUGCGAAAUAAUUACCCCAAACUCUUCGCGGUUUUUGAGAAAAGUGAAUUUUUAGUUUCACCACGAUUCCGCCUUGAGGCUCGCAAACCCUGGGUGGACGUCACACUCGAGGUCCGGGAUUUUUUCACUUGGCAUGACAUUUGGCUUGGCUUCUUCCACCGAGCCGUGAUGUCUGCUCCGGAGACCGAAACAGUGAUGUAACAGUGAUGUGGGAUUCGUGAGCAAUUAUAUUUCUGUGGCUUUAUUGAACCAACGAGGAACGCAAUUUUAGCUUCCUUCGAUUGGGCCGCUCAGUUGAGAACAUAAAAGGAAAUUGCGAUUCGACGCCAGACAUCUGCUGUGUAUUUGUUCCCACGGAGAAGUGGAUAUUUCGGUUCCGACAAAUGCGUGUCAAGGCUGUAGAUGCAAGUGCCUUUCACGACCUUCACCUUGGAGAGUGACUUACCGGUGUACCUAUUGUGAGCACGCUAUCCCUGUGAAUAUUUCUCUACAGAGCGAAAUGUCUUGCUCUGACCUUGCUGGUUUUAAGAUCCAAGGGAGACAUCUCCUUGCGUCUGAGAGCACCGUGGGCGAACAAAACAACGAUAGAACAAGAAGGUUUAGGCUUCUACUAGUGACAGGCAGUGCUAUCACCUUUCCUCCUCGUUUUCCCAUCGCAGUCAGUGGCUUGGUGAAAGCAUUUGCUUGGCCGUCAGCACAAACGUCUUCCUCUGGCGCAUUUCGUGUUUCGUGCUGCGAACUGAAAAUGCGUGAGUGUUUCGCUCCCGGCUGCAAGAACAAUUCGGCAUGCAAUUCCGAUGUCUCGUUCCACAAGUUUCCGCAAGACGAAAGGGGAAGCUUGUGGAUUGCAGCGAUCGGUUAUAGCUCCGAUUGGGUGCCACCAUCGAGAGCAACGAUUUGCUCCGAUCAUUUCGCCCCUGAAUGCUACGGAAGCAACGCGGAACUAGAAGCGCAAUUUGGAGUCUCCAGACGAAGGUAUCUCAACCGGGAUGCUGUGCCGACGAUAUCUGCAGCUGCAAAUUGCGGAGGCAGGAAAAGACAGCGCAUGGAGACACAAGCUGAAGGUGGGAGUGAAGCUGGAAUGCCUCCUUUGCAGAAAGAAAGUGACGUUCAGACCACAACAGGCACCCUGGCACCGAUGGAAAAUUUGCCAUCCACAUCUGAAAUUCGUCCUCCUGUACUUCACUCUGGAGAGUACUGCCACCACUGUGGUCAGCUGCUCCCUCCAAGUUUGUGUACUUUGCCUUACAAGCCAGUGACACCCGCUUAAAUGGCGGUUCUGCUUCAGAAGUGCUUGUGCAGAUUCCCCAAAAGCAGAAAUCUACUGAAGUGUCCUCCAGCAACAAAAUGGAGAAGGAGGGACUGGAGCGGGCACUAAAUGCACUUGCAGAUGAAGGUGAAGACCUUGAUCACCGACAGGCACACGGAAAUCAAGGCCUUCAUGAUGACGUCACAUCCAGACGUGCAGCACCGUUUCGAUGUGUGGCAUGUAACAAAAGGUAUCCGAAAAAAGAUCAUUGCUGCAUCUCACUCAAAGCAGCACCAGGUUCUUCAAAAGUGGUCACCAACCAUAAUCAAUCACCUGUACUGGUGUGCACGAACGAGUGAUGACGAUGGCGAGCUAGUUCUGGCAAAGUGGCAGACUAUCCUCCGCCAUGUCAUUGACAUUCAUGAACACCCAGGCAGCCUACAUGAAAGGUGCGCACACGGGGACAUUGGUGAAAGGCUUUGGCUGCACGAAGGAACAGAGACUUUCAAAAGGUUGGAGAAAGUUAUUGCAUCUCCCUACCUUCUCAAAGACGUCCCAAAGCUUUCACCACAUAAGCAAACAUUUGGACUGGAGGCCUUCCACUCGGUCAUCAUCCACUUUGCGCCAAAGGCAUCAAAGUUCUCGAUUGAUGGCAUGUGUACUCGGACAAAGUUGGCAGCUCUCCACUUCAAUCACAACGCGGACAGGGAGAUUGCUGACUACAUACUAAAGUUUUCCAAAGCGCGGAAAACUUGGGCAGUUGCUGGGGUCAGAACCAAGCCCACUCUUGAGUAUGUCACAAAGCUCAUCGACUGCGUGCUGGACCUCUGCGAACAAUGGCCAAGCUAUGCCUCUGCUGCUGCUGCUUCAGCUCCUACGAGCUACGAAACUCUGUGCAGCAGGGCAGGUCCGAGGCCUCCGCUUCAAGAAGCCUUGGACGCCCACAAGGAAAGGUUCUCCCACUGACAGCACACAGCCUUAACAGAACAUACAAGUAGCGUCAAGUCUGCAUACUUCACAAGGUUACUCACGUACCUCUGUUGUGUCAAAAGGAAUAUUUUUUGCGGUGGAAAGUGAGUACAAAGCAGUAAGUGUGCAAUAAGUUUGUCAAGCUGAACUACGUACAAUUUUUUUUAUUUAAGAUGAGUGUCAGACAAUCGUACUUCACAGGACACUUGUUAAUCUGACAUUCUUGCUCUGCGAUCAUUUUGCUCUGGAAUCAGUUCCUCACAAUGUAAAUCUGCCUUUUUCAUAUGACGAUUCACUUGUCCAGCAGUGUAUAGACUUUUCGUACAAACGAGCUGAUCACAUGUAUCGUGUACUUGAUAAUGUGGCUGCCAGUCCCUCACCCCGUAAUACUCUGGACUUGCAAAUGCCUUCCUGUCUUUUCUAAUUACAUAUUGAAGUUCGAUGUACAUUUUAAGGAAGACCCGUAAUUCUUUUUGUCACAACUAUGCUCACAAACAAUAGCCCUAGCUGCACGGACUCACUUGUGCUAUGUUGAGCUGCAGUUUCGCCAAAGCGGCAGCAAAGGGUCAAAGUUAGGGGGGGGGAUAGACACCCUCCCCCUCGCUCAAGCGCUCAGGAAAUGUGAUCACGACUGGCAGGUAAUGCUCGUUUUGCCUGGUAAAUGUGCACGGAUUGGCAAAUUAUUUUUAUGUGCCACCUCCGAUAACCCCUCCCCCACAUAGAGGUCCACCUCCCCGAAAAAAAUUUCCGGCUAUGCUUCUACCUACCUCCUCAAUCACAUGAACUCCUAAAUGUAAUUUACCAAUGUCUCCUCUUUUACUGAGUAAUGGUGCAGCCUGUUUUGUGCAUCAGGAUUUUGUCCACACUGAAGAAGGCCUCCAUAUAUGCGCUGUAUGACACUGAUGAUACUGAUACAAUACAUAUAAGUCUUGAAAUUUAUGUCCAUUACCUGUGAUAUCACGUGUGGUAUGGUUAAUGAAGUCCCACUGUAUUCAUGCAGCAUAACAGCAUAACAAAGUAGCUCCAAGUGCACCUUGUAAGCAGUGUCAAUUUUACAUGAAUUUGUAUAUUCUUGAACAUUACAAGUGGUUCAAUUUGCAAUACACUCUAUACGUAUGUAGGGCGCUUAUCUUGUUCAGUGCAUGAUGCAAAUAGUUUAAUGCAGUUCAUUUUAGGCAAAUGAUAAGCGUGUCAUGUAACAUGCAAAACUGUGAUGAGCUAUGAAACCUGAGGCUUUGGACCCUGCCAGAUUUUCCCAGUGGACAUUACCCAUAGUAGAAAUUCUCAAGCACAUUCUUCACACAUUUCUUGUUCUCUGUGCUACUGUCAUUGCUAAAGCCUACAAACAAAACUGAGCAACCCAUGCAGAACAAAACAAAUGGACAGAAUUGAACGGUACCUCUGCAGAGUUUCAAGUGCGGAGAAGGAACAGCAAUGAUAUGUAGACCCCGGAUGCCAGACUAAUCCCUUCUUUUUUUCCUGAGUACUAAAAGUGCCUUUCAAUAUAAGAGUAUUGGGCCAAAUUGGGAGAUGGGUAAACCAGAUGCAUGGAUUCUAUUGUGCCUGGAAAUGUCUAUUUUGGCAUUACUGCCUAUUUUACCUUAAUGCUGCAAAUCACAUUUUUACCCAUGCUGUGUGUCUCCGUGUCAUUUUACUAAAGGUUCCGUAAAUGACUUUACUGUUUUUAAUCGUGACACAUUUAUACUUGGAACAUUGCCCAAAAUAGCACUUUGAUGACUGACUAGAGUUAACCUUGUAGCUGGAAUCAGUAUUGUGACGCACGUCCUUUUCAGAACCAGUUAUCACUUCAGAAAAGUAAUGGAAUAUUAGCUGGCAGUUUAAUAAUACACUGAAGAUGAUUAAAAAUUGGCCAGAUUGGAUCGAAUAUCUCAAUGUGUGAAAAUUCAAUUGAGGAAGCACAAGAAUAGCUGUAGUGUAUAUACCACUUUAGGAUAUCCUUUGAAACCCUGUAAUAUAUACAAAUCCAUUUUUUGAAAAACAAAGGUAUUGCACAGGAGCAGAAAGCAGGGCGCAUUAUUAUACCUAGAAGUCAGAAAGAAAAAAAAAGGAGGUGAAACGUUCAUAAGUAAGCCAUUUGUUUGCCUAUCAGACAAGAUAGAUAAAUUCCUCACGCAAAAGUACAGGGGUUCCAGAUAGGUGAAAGGAAUCUCUGAGCAUCACGGAAGAGUGUGACUAGCUUUAAAAUGAAAUGAUGUCCCAAAUACAAACGCUUCGUUGACACUUCAGUGCCACGUUCAUUUCAGUUUGUCCACCCUGUUAUUUGUUUCCCUUGCACUCAGGUUUUUUUAUUCGUUUCCACUAAAUAGUAAGUUUUGCUUUUCAUAUUUAGCGUUUUCCCUGUUAAACUUAAACCGAAGGAGUAGUACUGUUAGAGGAUACAGAAUCUUAGAGAAUAGAGUAAUCUUAGUAGAGGUAAUCUUACAGGCAAAAAUGGGAGAAGUCUAGCACUCGCAAAUGAAUAAAAUAAAUAUGUAAAGAGGUUACAACAUUUAUUUUACUAAAAAACAAGCUUUCGGACGGAGUCAGUCCUUCAUCAGGUGCGAUACAUUGAACACUUGGUAUAGAGAUAUUUAUACUAAUGUACAUCAGAGAAAGGGGACAACGAAGGUGGUGAGGAGGAAAUACAAAUUCUUGUUAGAGAGGACAGAGGGCUCGAAAAAGAAAAUAUAAAAGGAAGCGAUGUACAGUCGGAGCGUCACAGGAGACCAAGACCGUUGAGAGAUCUCGGGUGAGCAAACAUUGUAAAGAAGACCGCUGGAAGAAAUAUUACACUGCUGGGGUUUGAGAAAAGAUAACCAAUGGCAGCACUCGUGUUUAGCCUGCAUUCUAACGUACAGAAACUGAGAACAGGCGGUUCUUAGGAGUUUUGCAAAAGUGGUACAUUCUUAAAAUGGGUAAAAAAAAGGAAAGAAAAAGUAGCAAGAACGAGUACUUACAGGCAAUGUAUUUUUUUUAGGCAUCAAUUGCUCCGACUGAAAACAGUUUCGAGUAAUGUUUGAUAGUGUGGCGACCAAACAGGGCUGGCUGCACUGUGUGCUGACGAUUGCAUUUGUGUUGCACUGCUCAUCAAUAGAAUUCCACGGCUCAUUAGAAUGGCAAUCAUGAGGGUCAUAUGUCAAAAUAUUAGUAGAAGCAUUCAAAUGCAGUCAAUAAACCUGCUACAGCUGUCUUCAGCACUGUAUGGAACAAAGGUGAUGUCUGUGCAAAAGGACUCUACAAGUGAAUGGCACUGAGCUCAACACAUCUCUUACUACAGGCUCCCCUCAUUGCUGCAGUUUGCUUUUGCCAGCCAUGUCACAUGCCACAUGCCAAACAACGAAUUAAAUAAUCUUUAUCAGUCUCAGUGCUUGGAACAUUAAGAACGUCUAUGGAUCAUUAAAAAAUAUGGGGUUUUCAAAAACCGUCCACUAUACCGAUGACGAAAAACAUGACGAUAUCAAAUUCUGCAACACCUGCAGAGAAGUUUUACCAUGUAGCAUUGUGUAGGUGUUACAUAUCCCACAGACUUGGGCUCAUCCUUGAUUGAAAAAAAGAAUAAAAAGGACAGACACUUGUUUUUGUGCUUUUAGAACUGGCAAUACCGAAAAAGUGAAUUAAUUUAUAGUGCCUGUAGUGCCAUUUUUAUUGCCCAAAUUGAAUUUGUUAUGCCUAUGACAUGUGCCAAAGACAGAUUUUUUUUUGUUUUUACAUUAUUAGGGUCUAAUGGUAUACAAUUGCCUGUGUUCGAUGCUGGAGAGAGAGAACUUUCGUGAUUGUUGUUGUAGUUAAAAGUGCUGUGUGAUUUGUGAAGGGUGUAGUGCCUGGCUGUGCCUUCACAGUUCUACAUAAGACCAUAUCAUUGUGGUCAAUAUUGUGAAGGGGCUUAUUAUUUCAUUCCCCGCAUCACCACCUGCAAUGGGGUAGAGUAACGGCCCUGGCGAUGGAACUCCGCAUUCAUCAUUCAUCGUCUCGAAAUAAAGUUGUUGUUGUUCCAAAAGAGAACAUGAUAAAGGUUACUUUCAAGAACCGGACGAAAGCCAAACUGGAAGAAGCCCAAUGUGAUUUCUAUGCUCUGUGUUAUGAUUGCUUUCCAAGGAACAGUAAUUCAGAAUUGCGGGACAGUAGCUACAUGAAAAAUCUUACACCCAUAGCUAUAUUGUAUACUUGUGUCUUCAUCCCGUCGCUCAUUGUGUCACCUGUAGUGUUGUAACACGUAUAUGAUAAAAAUAAAUUAUGAUAGUUGUAUUUUUUUGCAUAUAUUUGGUGCAGUGCAUUGUUCUUGGCUACUAUAUGUGUUCUGUAGAAAAUAUAAAUAAACAAAUUCACCACUCAGCAACACUCUUGUCAACUGCACAGAACUACUUUGAUUUUCAUCAAAAGCCAUGGGUAAGAGCUUG
Molecule: messenger RNA, 7749 nt
Organism: Ornithodoros turicata
Lineage: Eukaryota; Metazoa; Arthropoda; Arachnida; Ixodida; Argasidae
Exons: 8
Coding region: 2513-3349 (278 amino acids)
Source: RefSeq, a predicted model, not a curated record